UUUCACCAAGUCGAGACUGAUUAAAAAACUCUGAAAAAUGGCACGUACCAAGCAAACUGCCCGCAAAUCAACCGGAGGAAAGGCUCCUCGCAAGCAAUUGGCGACGAAAGCUGCUCGCAAAAGCGCCCCAGCCACCGGCGGAGUCAAGAAGCCUCAUCGCUAUCGUCCCGGAACUGUCGCUCUUCGUGAGAUUCGUCGCUACCAAAAGUCGACAGAGCUCCUGAUCCGCAAAUUGCCUUUCCAACGAUUGGUCCGUGAAAUCGCGCAAGAUUUCAAGACUGACUUGCGUUUCCAAAGCUCCGCCGUUUUGGCCUUGCAAGAAGCCAGCGAAGCUUAUCUCGUCGGUUUGUUCGAAGACACCAACUUGUGCGCCAUCCACGCCAAACGCGUCACCAUCAUGCCCAAAGACAUCCAAUUGGCUCGUCGUAUCCGCGGAGAACGUGCUUAAAUUGUCUCACGACUCAAAUUCAUACAAAAU
Culicoides brevitarsis is the source of this 478-nucleotide messenger RNA. RefSeq names its product histone H3. Gene Ontology annotation, molecular function: protein heterodimerization activity; DNA binding; structural constituent of chromatin. The record is from RefSeq and is a predicted model, not a curated record. The coding region runs from base 38 to 448 and encodes 136 amino acids. Gene Ontology annotation, cellular component: nucleosome; nucleus. The transcript has a single exon. Lineage: Eukaryota; Metazoa; Arthropoda; Insecta; Diptera; Ceratopogonidae.